Molecule: messenger RNA, 2687 nt
Organism: Salvelinus namaycush (lake trout)
Lineage: Eukaryota; Metazoa; Chordata; Actinopteri; Salmoniformes; Salmonidae
Product: kelch-like protein 23
Exons: 4
Coding region: 701-2380 (559 amino acids)
Molecular function (GO): protein binding
Source: RefSeq, a predicted model, not a curated record
UUCAACGGCCUGAAUAUUUCGAUUAAUAUAACUGAUAUCAAAUCAAACGACUAUCAUCAAUUUAACGUAUGCGUAUUAAUUUAAUUCGCUAGUGAUAGCCGUCGCUACUAUGCUCCUAUUUAGCCGUAAUCAUCACAUUUCUGACCACCUUUUACUUGGCGAUACUCCUCAUUCUUGAUUAGGAAUGCACGGGUGUCUUAUAAACGUCUGUGGCCAGUUGCAAUUGGUACUCCAAAAAACGGAAUAUUCUGAAAAAAAUGUAAUCCACUUUUUGCACCACAGGAGGAGUUUCCUCGCCACUUUAGCUGCUGGAGAUCUGGCAUUUGGCAUCUUUGCAGGAACUAGUCAUUUGUAACACCUCGAUCACACCGACAGUGUUUUUGCGCAAAAUGGUAGAGCCUCAUCGGGAUAUGUAUGCAACAUAAGUUCAACAUUCACCUUCUGCUACCAUUUCUGUCAAGCCGUCAACGCAUACGUUCAAUUUAUUCAACGUAUGCACCACACAGAACGUGGUUUCAUAUCUUUCUGAAUAUUUCCUCUUUAUUGGAGUUCCACCUGCAACUGGACACAGAGGUUUAUAAGACACCGGCCCCUUCCGAAUCGAGAACAAAGAAAGUAUCGCCAAGUAAAGCCAACAGAGAACCAGAGAAAGGUCGCACCAGAGAAAGUAAGACAAGGGGAGAACCGUGGCUGUUGUGACAUGGCCUGCAGAAAUCCAGAGCUGGUGCCGUAUACUGUAAGAGCAACACCUUCUCCUGUGUUAUGCCCCGAUAACGACAGUUCCAACGAGGAGGCUGAGAUAAAUGUGAUGAUACCUGACACAAUUCUUCACAUAGAGACAGAAUCCUUCUUUGUGAACCGUCAACAGCUGGCUCUUCAGAGCCCCUAUUUCCGUGCACUUUUCUAUGGCGGCGGCAGAGAGAGUGGCAAGCGCCACGUUGAGAUCAAAGGUGUGGGUGUGGACCAGUUUCGUGUCCUGAUGGAAUACACCCAGACAUCCAAGCUAUCUCUCAGCAGAGAGAAUGUCCUGAGGAUCCUAGAGACAGCAGACUUCCUCCAGCUGGAGAGACCCAGGCUCCUAUGUUGCAAGUUCCUGGAGAGAGAGCUGCAUCUGAGCAACUGCUUGGGCAUGAUGUCCUACGCUUGGCAGCUGGGAUGCCGGGAGCUCUAUACAGCAGCACGUGAGGUGGCUCUAACCCACCUACCUGCUAUCGCCACAGAGGAGGACUUCAUGUAUCUGUCCAAGGAGAGUGUGGCGGACCUCCUUGCCAGUGAUAAACUAUUUGUACCCAGGGAGGAUCAAGCCUUGGAGAUGACCUUACGCUGGGCAACCUUUGACCCCAGUCGGGAGGAGGACUUCAUGGAGUUGGUGGAGCUGGUGCGACUAGAGAGCCUGUCUCUGCCCUACAUCACUGAUCUGCUCACCAGGCUCAAAGGGUCUGACCCACAAGCCAAACUCAUCUGUAAACUGAAUGACAAUUUUCCUACUAGCUGGUCUAUGUGCAGAUCCAUACCUCGGGCCAGAGAAACACUGUACAUACUCGGAGGGCCCCAUGACCAGGACAAACAGUCUCUCUACCAGUUUUACCCCCACAGUGGGAGAUGGCAGUCUCAUGCACCACUUCAGAGGAAGAAUCUCACACAGUACUCUGUGGCAGCAGUAGGAGAAAACAUUGUAGUCACCGGAGGCAACUUCCGUGAUGAGAUCUUUUGGUACAGCGUGGACUGGGUGCGGAUAUUCCAGUGUGGGAACGAGCGCUGGGUGGAUGGCCCUCCGCUGCAGAAGUCCAGGCACAGCCACUGCUCUGUGGGCCUGGGGCAGGAGCUGUACGUCCUGGGGGGCACCAUAGACGAGGGGCCUGUGGCCCACGUGGAGAAGCUGCCGCUGGGGGCACAGGGCUGGGAGGAUGUCAGCCCCAUGGUGCGGGCUGUGGAUAGGGCUGCCACCGUUGCUCUGGAUUUGUGUAUCUAUGUCGCCUGUGGACUGGAUGAGAAUGGGGAGGUGUACAGCGGCAUUCAGAGAUACCUGGUGAAGGAGGACCAAUGGGACGUUGUCACCUACUCCCCUCUGCCCAGGUAUGACCUUCUUGCAACAGUGCUCAACGGGGCCCUCUAUCUCCUGGGAGGUCAGGCAUUGCGGCUAGAUGUGGAGACAGACGAAUGGACAGUUCUAGAAGAAGAAUGUCUGGACAGAAAGUUCUUUGGUGGCUGCACCACAGUCAAUGGGCAGAUCUACCUGCUGAGUGAGCGAAAGAUGAACAAAGCAUUCCCCAACAUGGUACUGAUGGAUCCUUACAUCGACACCUGCAUGGAAAUAGACAAUGCCAUACCCUGUCCUGUGCCUCUCCGUGGCUGUGUUACCAUGCGCUUGGUCACAUGACACUGGUGAGUUGCCAGUAAGCAUUUAGCAGUUCACAUCCUUCUCACCAACUCCCUCUCCCCAAUAUAAGAGAUAUUCUAUUGAAAUGGUCAGAUACUUAUCAGCUAUUGAUUUUGCUUUUGAAUGAAAAGGUACAAACACAUUUAUCAAUAGUUUGAUAAAAGUUAUUUAUUGAUUUUGUUGAACUGGCCAGAGUGAACAAACUUAUGAGGUGUGUGCAUUCAGAACAAGACUAGUCAUGUGUUCUUGCCAUUUGUAUCGUUGCACUAGUAGAACUUUUAAUAAAAUAAACAUCCAAUAAUCAUGA